CCGGGCCCCAAAUUUAGACUGCCCCCGCAAGCGACCUUUCCCGUCUACUAAAAUUCCGCCAUUGUAAAUUUGUAAUACGAGAUAAUCACAUUUGAGCUUCAUCCCCCGUUCCCGUAGAUAGCCGGGAAAUCCCAACCCCAUUCGUCUUUCAUUAUAUUGUGGGCCGCCAAUGUCGGGGACCGAAUCGAAAGCUCCGAAGCUGAAUCCGAGUGCGAACUCUGGCUCAAAGAUCUGGUUACUUUCUGUACUGCUUACCAUCCAAUACGGCCUUCAGCCGCUCAUCUCCAAACGAUUUGUCAGCCGACAAGUGAUUGUAACUUCAUCUGUUUUAGCAUGUGAGAUCGUCAAGAUAACAUGUGCUUUUAUAAUAAUAUCAAAAGAAGGUAAUCUGAAGAAACUGUACAGAAAUUGGACUUUGGUCAGAUCGUUGACUGCCUCAGGGUUGCCUGCUGCUAUAUAUGCGCUCCAAAAUAGCUUGUUGCAGAUUUCAUACAGAAACCUUGAUUCACUCACUUUUUCAAUUUUGAACCAAACAAAGCUUUUUUUCACAGCUUUGUUUACCUAUUUCAUAUUGAGGCAGAAGCAAUCUAUUCAACAAAUUGGGGCUCUUUUCUUGUUGAUUGUUGCAGCUGUACUUCUAAGUAUUGGUGAAGGAUCAAGUAAAGCAUCUGUCAGUAAUAAUGAUAAUAAUUCUGAUGACAUCUUAUUUUAUGGGAUCGUUCCUGUCUUGGUUGCAUCUGUACUCUCUGGGCUGGCUUCUGCAUUGUGUCAAUGGGCCUGUCAGGUAAAGAAACAUAGUUCUUACAUGAUGACCAUAGAGAUGUCGAUAAUUGGGAGUUUGUGCUUAAUAGCUAGUGCUUUUAAGUCUCCAGACGGAGAAGCCAUGAGACGACAUGGCUUUUUUUAUGGAUGGACUCCAUUGACAAUGAUCCCCGUCACGAUUAAUGCUGUUGGUGGAAUUCUUGUUGGCCUUGUGACCUCCUAUGCUGGUGGUGUUCGAAAGGGGUUCGUCAUUGUUUCUGCCCUUCUUGUUACCGCUCUACUGCAGUUCAUCUUUGAUGGUAAACCUCCUUCAGUGCACUGUCUCGUGGCGCUACCACUGGUCAUGACUAGCAUCUCUAUUUACCAAAAAUACCCAUACCACAUUAAGAAGAAGGCAUCAUGAAGCUAGAAAUAUUGUGGCUGGGAGUUCUUUGCUUAUUACGUUGACAUCAUCAUACUACAAUACUUCUCAACAAUUUACCAACAGAUAUAUAAGAAAAGGCUGCUGAGUUACUAAUUAUUAUGGUUAAUGUCCAUAAAACUGACUGCCUCGGGCCAAGAUGCACAUCUUAAAUGAUUCACAUCUUGCCUAUUUAUAGUUUCACAUCCAUCAUGCAGCUUUGCAUUUUGUAGGAUAAGAAUUGAUUUGAUUAACUGGUUGGAGCUUUUAAUUUCAUGUAUUCCUCAUUUCCUCGAUGUCAUUUAUAAAUCAUAAUAAUGAAGAUAACAGUGCAAGUGGUCGUUAACACUCGCAUAAAGAAAAUUCUUUAACUUUUAAACA
Cuscuta epithymum is the source of this 1543-nucleotide messenger RNA. NCBI's taxonomy places the organism in Eukaryota, Viridiplantae, Streptophyta, Magnoliopsida, Solanales, Convolvulaceae. The record is from the annotation of a GenBank genome assembly.